Molecule: messenger RNA, 1254 nt
Organism: Peniophora sp. CBMAI 1063
Lineage: Eukaryota; Fungi; Basidiomycota; Agaricomycetes; Russulales; Peniophoraceae
Source: the annotation of a GenBank genome assembly
AUGUCCAACUAUCUUUAUUUUGACCAAUCUUUCGAUUUCGCCGGCCCAACGCUCUCUUCCGGCCUUCCUUUCGCUUCCAACGACGAAAAGUCACAAACAAGCCCACACUCCGUCCUCGCCGAUGUUCGCGUUCCAAGCUACGACUCUCUUUACGAUCGCCAUCCGCCGCUCGGACCAUCCUCUACUUCUCGUUUACCUUACCUCAACAAGAAUAGUGUUUUCCGACAACCGACUGAUCUGCUCCCGCCUCUUCUCAAGCCUGGGAAGAGUAAGCCUGGCGCUGGUCUGUAUCUCGGCCGCGGCUCUCUUCCGUCGUACAGUGUAUGUGCAGGCGACGACCUCUGGGAUGUCGCCCGUCAGCGCACGCCGUCUGCCGGCUUCGACUCACCUCCGCUCCCUCUCACUCCGCUCCCAAAGUACGAAGCUCAGGUUCCUGUCAACCAUGGGCCGGGCCCGCGCGUCGGGAACAAACGCAAGGCACUCCUGAUCGGCAUCAACUACUACAACGCAGCCGGGCGUAAACCACAGUUGAGAGGCUGCGUCAGAGAUGCACACAACAUGCGACAGCUCCUCAUUCAACGCUUCGGGUAUCGGCCGGAAGACAUGAUCCUGCUAAGCGACGAACCGACCCAGAGGGACUACAGACUUCGGCCUACCAGGGAUAACAUCAUACGCGCUAUGCAGUGGCUUGUUCAUGAUGCGCGCCCUGGAGACUCGCUCGUCUUCCAGUACGCUGGUCACGGCGAUCAAGUUCCUGAUGAAGAUGGCGACGAGGAGGAUAAGCUGGACGAGGUCAUUUGUCCCGUUGACCACGAGGAGAAUGGUGUCAUUGUCGAUGACCAACUUCACGACUACUUGGUUAAGCCACUCCCUGCGGGCUGCCGCCUCACCGCCAUCUACGACUGCUGCCACUCCGGUACUGCCCUCGAUCUGCCGUGCACCUAUACGCGCGAUGUCGAACGCGGGAUCCUCGGCUCUAAGAACAUGUACGCGAUGGGCACCAAGACGAGCCCAGCGGACGUCAUCUGCUGGUCUGCUUGCGCAGACUGCGAGCAGGCCGCGGACACCAAGAAGACCGGUGUGAUGUCGCAGGCGUUCAUCUCGGCUUUGUACGAUGGGCGCGAGCACAGCCUCCAGUCGCUGUUCAUGGCUGUUGAUAACGCCAUUCGCGCGACUCCGAACGCGCGCUUCUCGCAGAGGCCGCAACUGAGCGGGUCGCAUCCGAUAGAUAUUACUCGGAAGUUCACGAUGUGA